This is a messenger RNA of Epinephelus fuscoguttatus (brown-marbled grouper), 3404 nucleotides long. RefSeq names its product 5-methyltetrahydrofolate-homocysteine methyltransferase reductase (gene mtrr). NCBI's taxonomy places the organism in Eukaryota, Metazoa, Chordata, Actinopteri, Perciformes, Serranidae. Gene Ontology annotation, molecular function: flavin adenine dinucleotide binding; FMN binding; [methionine synthase] reductase (NADPH) activity. Bases 127 to 2376 code for a protein of 749 amino acids. Gene Ontology annotation, biological process: homocysteine metabolic process. The transcript is spliced from 15 exons. The record is from RefSeq and is a predicted model, not a curated record. Gene Ontology annotation, cellular component: cytosol.
AUCUUUUCUUGUGAUAUGGUUUCUUCCGAUCACGUCAAACUCCCUGAUCUCGCGAGAAUACCAGAUAUGUUACAAUUCAAUGAGAGUGAUUGAACUGAGGGGAUUUUAGCAGCUGUUAUAUAAAGCAUGCCCAGUCAAGCGAAGCCUCGGUUUGUGAUUCUCUACGGGUCUCAAAAGGGCCAGGCUGAGUCUCUAGCAGAAGGAGUAGCCGAGGCGGCAGAGGAGCAAGGACUGGUUGCUGAGCUCAGUUGCUUGAAUCAGAAUGAGAAGUACAAUUUGGAGAAGGAGCAUGCCCCAGUGAUCUUUAUUGUGUCUACUACUGGAGACGGGGAACCGCCAGACAAUGCCCUGCAAUUUGUAAAGCGCAUCAAGAACAAGGCCCUCUCUGCUGACCACUAUAAACACCUUUGCUAUGCACUUUUAGCUUUAGGAGACACAAAUUAUGCAAAUUUCUGCAACUGCGGGAAGACAAUUGAGCGUCGUCUACAGGAACUUGGAGCCAAACAGUUUUACCCGACAGGAUAUGCAGAUGAUGGUGUAGGGCUGGACGUGGUUGUGGACCCUUGGAUUGAAGGACUGUGGAAAGCAAUCAAAGAAGCCUUAUCUGAAAUGGCUUCUGAUAGGACUGGUUGCUUCAAAGGAGAAGCAGGGGAUUCAUCAAAGAAAACUCCUGAUUCAUCCAUACCAGAUGUCCAUCUAAACCUCUUGAGCAUAACUGACCACCAGAACUGCGAGUCGACCAGAGUGUCUGUAGAAACAGUUUCCAAAUCUCCAACUGCUGCUUCAUCUUCAGCUUCUGCUACACAGACUGCCGUUUCUGAUCUCAGCCCAGCUUUUCCUGCAGGGAGCCCUGGGUUGGCAUCCCAGUCUCAUGAUACUGCCAGUGUGUCUACAUCAGCACAGGAGACACAGAACGGGGACGCUGGAGUUCCCCAUGUUGCAUUGGCAGCCUCACUGACGCGCUCACUGCCGCCACUUUCUGAGUCCUCUCUUAAUGUUCCUGCUUUGCCUCCUUCCUACCUCGAUGUCUGUCUUCAGGAGGCGGAUGCUGUGGAACAGGUUGUUGGACCGUUAAACAAAGAUACUCUCCAUGAGGUUCCCGUAUCUAAGGCUGUUCAGCUGACCAGAGGAGAUUCAGUGAAGACGGCUCUUCUCUUAGAGCUCGACAUCUCUGCUCAUCAAAUGAUGACCUAUCAGCCCGGCGAUUCGUUUGAUGUAUUCUGCCCAAAUCAGGCAGCUGAGGUGGAGGACUUGCUCCACAGAUUGGGCCUUCAUGACCAGAGGAACCAUCAAGUACACAUUUCUCUGCUUAAAGACACUAAGAAAAAAGGUGCCAAGGUGCCACCCUACAUUUCCCCAGACAUUUCUCUGCUGUCCCUGCUCACAUGGUGUGUAGAGAUCAGAAGCGUCCCUAAGAAGGCAUUCCUGCGAGCGCUGGUGGAGCAUACAGGGGACAGUGUGCAGAGGAGGAGACUGCAGGAGCUCUGCAGCAAACAAGGCGCCGCAGACUACAACCUCUAUGUGAGAGACCCGAGCCUCAGCGUCUUGGAGCUUCUCGCAGCCUUCCCAUCCUGCUCACCUCCUCUCAGCCUCCUCAUAGAGCAUUUGCCGAAACUGCAGCCCAGGCCUUAUUCAGCAGCCAGCUCCUGUCUCAGGUACCCAGGAAAGGUGCAUUUUGUCUUCAACGUGGUAGAGUUCCCAGCAUGCCCCGGGCGCCCUGCGGGAAGGCGAGGUUUGUGUACCGGUUGGCUGUUUGACCUCAUCAAUCCUGUCCUGGUUUUCCCUGAGAAGGCUGAAUCCUCCGGCUGCCCGGCUGUGCCAAAGAUCCAUGUGAGUCUGAGACCCAACUGCUUCUUUCGGCCUCCCCCUGACCUGUCGGCGCCCUUCAUAAUGGUCGGACCAGGGACAGGAGUCGCCCCCUUCGUCGGCUUUCUCCAGCAAAGGGAGGAGGAGAGGAAGGAGAACCCCGAGGCCACGUUUGGCGAAACCUGGCUGUUCUUUGGUUGCCGCCACAGAGAUCGAGACUACCUGUUCAGAGAGGAGCUGGAGGGCUUUGUGUCCAGCGGUACACUGAGCCAACUCAAGGUGUGUUUCUCCAGAGAUGACCAGGAGGACGAGGCCGCAACCUCCGCCGUGGCACGACCCAGAUACGUACAACACAACCUGCUUCUAAACAGCCAACACAUCACUGAUAUCCUGCUGAAACAGAACGGUUACAUCUACGUCUGCGGAGAUGCCAAGAACAUGGCUAAAGACGUGAACGACACCCUGAUGGAGAUGAUCAAAACAGAGCUUCAGGUGGACCAGCUAGAGGCCAUGAAGAGACUGGCAGGGCUGAGAGAAGAGAAACGCUACUUACAGGACAUCUGGGGUUGACAGUGGAUGACCAGAUAAGGGCAUUUGCAGAAUCCGCUGGGCCUUUUUACACCUUCAAAAAAAAAAAGAAAAAAAUCAGCACGCUCAGCUGUAACCUCUAGAACCAUAAAAUUGUUGAUGCUGAAGCCCGGAGGUAGUUUACACCACCCAAUGCUACCAAGAUGGAAUAGGCCAUGCUGACCUGGGGAUAUCGGUUCACUACAUCAUUCUGGGCUUUGCUGUUUGAACAGAAAUGAUCUUGGUCAGGGCAAUAGUGCUGGAGAUUGGUCCUGCAGUGUGAAAAUGCUUUUAGUGUCGACAAGUCUCCUCCGUUCGUCCUGUCUGGGGAAAAGGCAUUUACUUCCGUUGGCGGUGAUGGAGGGAUUUUGAUGAGAACGGGAGUGCUCCAACCUAGAUGGAAACAACACAGCAAUCUGUAGUUCUUUAACAGCACACACACAGUAAAUUGUUUAUUGUCAUUCAGGGGGAUAGAAGUCAUUUUUUCCACAAGUUAUUUUUUAUUUUUAGAGUGUGCCAAACACCACUGAUUACCUCUGGAGUCAUAAUCAGCAGCAAUUUUUUUUUUUUUAAAUAACUGAUGAUGUGAGAAUGAAUCUCAAUUCCAAAACAGGUCGUGGUUUGUUCCAUUGUUAUGUAAAAUCAUAUUUUCAUCCAGAAUACUGUGAUUAUAGUCACCUUGUCAGCCUUUUUAAGGUAAUGAAGACCGAUUUUAAUGUAUGUGAUCCUGAAAAAGUCACUUCUGCCUAAAUGAAGUCCUCAGAGAUGAGGAUGGUUAUCAUAUUUAUCAUUAUACUUCGAAUUUUAAGUGCAGAGGGCGUGAAUUGCAGCUCUGACCAGAGCAAUUUAUCUAACUAACUUUGUUUGUGCCUGUCUGCCCCCACAUACCCAGCAGACUGCCAGUUUGGAGACUCUGAACUCCAACUUUUCUAAGUCCUGCAAACCCGACUGAAAUCUCCCAAACUGUGGUAGAAACAAACACAACUGUGCCUUGUGUGAUCAGGAAUUAAAAAAUAUUUCAGCAUAAAUUA